AUGAACUACGAGAACUAUGACCCCUGCUUUCCCGACCAACCAGUGGUCGACCUCUACCUUCCAGUAUGGGCUAGCUUGCCGUCUUUCCGGUCCAAACCAGCCUUCAUUUGGACAGAAAACGGUUCAGCUGGUCUCUCUGGAGGCUCUUCCCUGACCUAUGAGGAGCUAAACAAGUCAGUGACUUCCAUUUCCGGUCAGCUUCUUCUUUGUCAUUUACAGAGAGGUGACGCUGUUGUUGUUCUGUGCUCACCUGGGCUUGAGUUUGUCGAGAUCAUAUUUGGGUGUCAAAGGGCUGGCCUUUUGGCCGUUCCGAUUAGCCCUCCUGACCCAUCUUUCUCGAAGGAUAAUCAUCACCACCUUGUCAGAGUUCUCUCGCAGACAAAACCCAGAGCUGCCAUAGCAAGUAGUAGUUACAUCAAAGAUGUUCGACGACAUGUUUCUUCGAAUUCUAGCAACAAACAGCUGCGUGAGCUGUUGCAGAAGCUUCAAUGGAUUUCCACUGAGGACAUAAGAGGCAAGAACGUGGAGUUACAACAGCGUUUAUCGCCAUACAAUGGCUGUAAAUCGGACGAUGUGUACUUGAUACAGUACACGUCUGGUGCAACUGGAAUCCCAAAGCCAGUUCUUGUGAAAGCCGGUUCAGCAGCUCACAACGUCAGAAUAGCAAGGAAAGCAUAUGAUCUUCACCCGAAUAGCGUCAUCGUUUCUUGGUUGCCUCAGUACCAUGACUGUGGCCUUAUGUUCUUGUUACUAACCAUUGUGUCUGGUGCAACAAGUGUUUUAACAUCACCAGGUGCUUUCAUAAAGCGGCCUAGGCUAUGGCUCGAGUUGAUAACAGAGUUCAAGGCAACUUGCACCCCAGUUCCAUCUUUCACUUUGCCACUUGUGGUCAAGCGAGGUGGGAUUGAUAAAGGAACACUUCCUAUAACGCUAUGGAGCAUGAAGAACUUGAUUAUCAUCAACGAACCAAUUUACAAAGCUUCUGUUGAAGAAUUUGUUCAAGUUUUCGGGCCUUAUGGACUAAACCCAUUGUCUAUUUCUCCAUCAUAUGGCUUAGCUGAGAACUGCACUUUCGUUUCAACAGCAUGGAAAAAUGGAAGCAAUGCUAGUUUCCCAAGUUUCAACAAGCUCUUACCUAGUGCAAGGCUUGGUUAUAGCAGCAGAGAUGAAGAAGAAGAAGAAAUUGACAUUAUAGUUGUAAAUGAAGAAACUCACGAGCCUGUUGAGGAUGGGGUUGAAGGAGAGAUAUGGGUUUCGUCUCCGAGCAACGCCUCUGGCUACCUCGGCCACCCUUCUUUAACACGUGAAGUUUUUCAGGGGAGACUUAGCACCAAUCUGAGCCGGUGCUUCAUGCGAACCGGUGACAGAGGAAUAAUCAAAGGAGAAGAGAGAUAUCUCUUUGUCACUGGUCGAUCUUCAGACAUGAUAAAACUCCAAAAUGGUCAAGAAAUACAUCCUCAUUACAUUGAAACAACAGCUUAUAACAGUUCUCCAAAACUUCUACGAGCAGGUUGUCUUGCUGCAUUUAAGGUAUCAAGAACAGUGGCCAUUGUUGCAGAGAUGCAAAGGAGUGAAGGAGAUAUUAGAGUUUUGAGUAAGAUAUGCGAAGGAGUGAGAGAAACUGUUAUAAAGGAAGAAGGAAUUGAAGUAGGAUUGGUGGUUCUUGUUAAUGGUGGAAAUGUUCCCAAGACUACUUCAGGGAAGAUACAAAGAUGGGCAGCCAAAGAUAAACUCUUAAGAGGUGAAAUGAAUGUAGUAUUGAAAAUACAGUUUGAUGAUCAUGAUCAUGGUCUCAGUUUGAAAUCUUUAAGGACAAUGGUUCAUGGCAGUGAAGGGAAAGAAGGAAGAAGAAGAGGUGAAGAGGGAAAGAAGCCAGUAGCUGAAGAGACUGAAGGGAUGUUUCUCUCUCCAUUCCUCCACUCUUCUCUUUAG
Messenger RNA from Ilex paraguariensis (yerba mate), 1932 nucleotides. NCBI's taxonomy places the organism in Eukaryota, Viridiplantae, Streptophyta, Magnoliopsida, Aquifoliales, Aquifoliaceae. The record is from the annotation of a GenBank genome assembly.